Molecule: messenger RNA, 2606 nt
Organism: Melitaea cinxia (Glanville fritillary)
Lineage: Eukaryota; Metazoa; Arthropoda; Insecta; Lepidoptera; Nymphalidae
Gene: Vps39
Product: vam6/Vps39-like protein
Exons: 13
Coding region: 4-2568 (854 amino acids)
Biological process (GO): vesicle-mediated transport; intracellular protein transport; endosomal vesicle fusion
Cellular component (GO): membrane; cytoplasm
Molecular function (GO): protein binding
Source: RefSeq, a predicted model, not a curated record
AUCAUGCAUGAAGCUUAUGAAGUAUCGCAUUUACUAAAUGCUACAGUCCAAAUAGAAGCAAUUGCUGCUUACGAUGGAAAUCUUUUUUUGGGAACGAGACAGGGGCAUUUGCUUAUGUACUCUUUAUCUUCAAACAAUGGUAAUCAAAAGUAUGAAUUGCAGUUGUUGAGAUACUGCAAAAACUUUAGUAAAAAACCUAUUCAGCAGAUUGAAGUUGUACCAGAGGACAACUUACUGCUUUGCCUUACUGAUAAUGUUUUGUCCUCCUAUGACAUAAAUGGGGUAAAUUUUCCAUUAAUAAAAACCUUUUCUGAAACAAAAGGAGCUUCAAUUUUUGCACUGGACAACAAGUCAGCAACAUCAAUGACUGGUGAAUCAAAUUCUGUAGUUCACCUUUGCGUAGCAGUAAGAAGGAAAUUGCAAUUAUAUUAUGGGAAAAAUGGCGAGUUUAAAAAACAUCUCUUCGAUUUUACUAUACCUGACGUGCCUAAAGUAAUGGCCUGGGGACAGCAAUACUUGUGUGUCGGGUUUAAGGGCGACUACACUUUGUACGAUUUAUCUUCACGUGAACCAAAAGAACUAUUUCCAACUAGUAGUUCCAAAUCACUUGAACCAACUAUAGCUAAAUACUCAGAGACGUCUUUCUUGCUUGGUCGUGAUAACACAUCUGUGCUUGUAGAAGAGGCUCAGGAAAUUGAGAUCAAGAAGACAAUCAAAUGGCGAGAAGCCCCAAUUGCUGUUGUCUGGGAUGAGCCAUUUGUACUUGGUUUGAUGCAAGAUCAGGUAGUGGUGCAAACAGUUGAACCUGCGUUAUUUAUACAAACUUUACCAGAUUUAAAUAAAGCAAGACUUAUGUAUAGAUGCAAGCGUGGUUUAAUAUUUGUGUCCUCAGUUGGACAAGUAUGGUGCUUGAGCUCUGUGGAUGUCACUAAACAAAGGCAGCAAUUGUUAAAGGAUAAGCAGUUUCAAAUUGCAAUAGAUUUAACAAAUUUGUCAGAAUGUUCAGCAGAAGAAAAGAAGCAAACGAUACAUUCCAUACAAAUGCUGUACGCUCUCGAACUGUUCGAUAUCAAACAGUACUCGCAGUCUAUGAAAGAGUUUAUAAAACUGAACACUGACCCGGCUGACGUUAUUAAACUGUUUCCGGAACUCGAUAACAAACCGGGCGCCGAUAACACAAAGAAAUUAAAAGGAAAAGACUUAGAGAACGCCUUGAACGCCUUGAUAGAAUAUUUAGUUGAACUGAGAUUAAAAAUUUUAAAAAAUACGAAUGACGCAAGCGGAAGUAAGGAGGAAGCGUCGGUACAAAGGAAUGUUACUCAACAACUGGAGUUGAUUGAUACAACACUGUUGAAGUGCUACUUGCAGACGAACGACGCGUUCGUGGCGCCUCUGCUGCGCCUAAACAACUGCCGGCUGGAGGAGGCGGAGCGCACGCUGCAGGCGCACGGCAAGCACAGCGAGCUCAUCAUCCUCUACCAGACCAAGGGCCAGCACACGCGCGCGCUGCAGCUGCUGCGCGAGCAGGCGGCGCAGGCGGACUCCUCGCUGCGGGGCUACCACCGCACCAAGCACUACCUGCAGCACCUCGGUGCCGAACAUAUCAAUUUGAUAUUUAAAUUCUCAGAUUGGAUAUUAAAGGAACACCCAGAGGAAGGCUUAAAAAUAUUUACUGAAGAUAUUGUCGAAGUGGAAAAUUUACCUCGCGCUAAAGUACUGGAUUUCCUUUUGAGAGAACACGAGACAUUGGUGAUUCCGUACCUAGAGCACGUUAUACACACUUGGAAUGAUACGAACCCAUUGUUUCACGACGCUUUAAUUAGUAUGUAUAGAGAGAAAAUAACAGACAAAAAAGCAAACUCUACAGAAGAAGAAUUACAGCAUAUAAAAUCUAAAUUAGUGGCAUUUUUGGAAAAAUCAUCGCACUAUACGCCCGAAAGGGUCAUAUUACAUUUUCCAAAUGAUACCCUAUUUGAAGAAAGAGCCAUUAUUUUGGGCAAACUCGGAAGACAUGAACAGGCACUGGCUAUUUAUGUCCAGAUACUUGGUGACGUCGAUAGAGCGAUUCGCUACUGUGAAAAUAUAGGAGAGAAGUCAAACGACAAAAAUGUCGACGUGUACGUUAUUUUGAUGAGGAUACUCAUGAACCCGGAUCAGUGUACGUCAUUGAUCGGACCGCUGUCCAAUGUACAGAGACAUCCGAAGUCGACCGUCCCAGAUCUGGAGACGGCUCUUAGUAUAUUAGAGAAACAUGCUGAUAAAAUAUCACCAAUAAAGGCGCUGGCGGUGCUGCCGGACGGCGUGUCGCUGUCGCGGCUGGCGCGCUUCGUGGCGGGCGCGCUGCAGCGGCAGCUCGCGCUCAAGCGCCGCACGCAGCUGCUCAAGGGGCUGCUGUACGCCGAGCACCUGCAGGUUCAAGAAAUGAAGCAAUUCCACGAAUCUAAAAGCAUAGUAAUAAAUGACUACAAUGUGUGUCCGGUUUGUAAGAAGCGUUUCGUUAACCAAAGCGCUUUUGUCCGCUAUCCCAAUGGAGACAUCGUCCAUUACUCGUGUAGAGUUGAUAAAUAACAGGAAUUGUAAAUUAAAUAAUAUAAUCUCUUAAUGUA